Arabis nemorensis is the source of this 1404-nucleotide messenger RNA. Lineage: Eukaryota; Viridiplantae; Streptophyta; Magnoliopsida; Brassicales; Brassicaceae. The record is from the annotation of a GenBank genome assembly.
AUGGCGGCGGCGAGACAAUUACGCACUCUCCAAUCUCAGCCGGAAAACAAGGUAUGCGUCGACUGUGCUCAGAAGAAUCCGCAAUGGGCAUCGGUUUCAUACGGAAUCUUCAUGUGCUUAGAGUGCUCCGGUAAGCACCGAGGAUUAGGCGUUCACAUCUCUUUCGUCAGAUCCGUCACCAUGGAUUCAUGGUCUGAGAUCCAGAUCAAGAAGAUGGAAGCAGGAGGCAACGAACGUCUCAACAAAUUCUUCGCCCAAUACGGAAUCCCUAAAGAGACUGAUAUCAUUUCCAAGUACAAUUCCAACGCUGCAUCUGUGUAUCGUGAUCGGAUCCAGGCUUUAGCCGAAGGUAGGCCAUGGAAUGAUCCACCAGUCGUCAAGGAAGCGAUUCGCGGCGGAGGUGGUGUGGGGAUGAAUAAGAAACCUCCGUUGGCUCAGGGCGGUUACGGUAACAACAACAACGGAGGAGGAUGGGAUAGUUGGGAUAACGAUGAUUCCUACAGAUCUUCAACAGAUAUGAGACGGAAUCAAUCGGCGAAUGAUUUUAGGGCAACGGGAACUCGUUCUGGUAGUGCGCCGGUGAAAUCGAAGUCGUCGGAGGAUAUCUAUUCCCGAUCGCAGCUUGAGGCUUCAGCUGCGGGGAAGGAGAGUUUCUUUGCGAGAAGAAUGGCGGAGAAUGAGUCUAAGCCUGAAGGACUUCCUCCAUCGCAAGGUGGUAAGUAUGUAGGUUUUGGAUCAAGCUCAGCUCCACCACCGAAAAACAAUCAACAGGAUGAUGUUUUCUCCGUUGUCUCUCAGGGUUUGGGAAGAUUGUCUCUUGUUGCCGCAUCUGCAGCUCAGUCAGCUGCAAGUGUUGUUCAGACAGGAACCAAAGAUUUCACAUCCAAGGUGAAGGAAGGUGGAUAUGAUCACAAGGUGAGUGAAACUGUUAAUGUAGUAGCGAAUAAGACAACAGAGAUAGGACAAAGGACAUGGGGAAUCAUGAAAGGAGUAAUGGCAAUUGCGACACAGAAGGUCGAAGAGUACACUAAAGAAGGAACAACAAGCUGGAAUCAACAGAGUGAAAAUGAGAGCAAUGGUUACUACCAGAACUUUGGGAAUGGUAAUAAAACAGCGAAUUCAUCUGUCGGAGGAGGAGGAGGUUCGCAGUCAUCAUCAAGUGGUCACUACAACAAUUCUCAGAAGUCAAAUUCUUGGGACGAUUGGGGAAAUGAGAAUAAGAAGGAAGCAGCAGCUCCGAAGGGGCCAUCAGCUUCUAAUGAUGAUGAUGGCUGGACCGGUUGGGAUGAUCAUGAUGCCAAAGAUGAUGGGUUCAAUGAUUAUUACCAAAGUGCAGGCGAUAAGAAAUCUGUUGGUCACAACGGGAAAUCAGACACCGCUUGGACCGGUGGAGGUUUUCUCUAA